AUGGGGGUCGGAGACAUCCGCCCCCGGAUGGGGGUCGGAGACAUCCGCGCCUGGCUGGGGGCCGGAGACAUCCGCGCCUGGCUGGGGGUCGGAGACAUCCGCGCCCGGAUGGGGGCCGGAGACAUCCGCGCCUGGCUGGGGGUCGGAGACAUCCGCGCCCGGAUGGGGGCCGGAGACAUCCGCGCCUGGCUGGGGGUCGGAGACAUCCGCGCCUGGCUGGGGGCCGGAGACAUCCGCGCCUGGCUGGGGGUCGGAGACAUCCGCGCCCGGAUGGGGGCCGGAGACAUCCGCGCCUGGCUGGGGGUCGGAGACAUCCGCGCCUGGCUGGGGGCCGGAGACAUCCGCGCCUGGCUGGGGGCCGGAGACAUCCGCGCCUGGCUGGGGGUCGGAGACAUCCGCACCUGGCUGGGGGCCGGAGACAUCCGCGCCUGGCUGGGGGCCGGAGACAUCCGCGCCCGGAUGGGGGUCGGAGACAUCCGCGCCCGGCCCGGGGGCAGCUUGAUCUUAAGUUAA
This is a messenger RNA of Pollicipes pollicipes, 513 nucleotides long. RefSeq lists its product as uncharacterized. Lineage: Eukaryota; Metazoa; Arthropoda; Thecostraca; Pollicipedomorpha; Pollicipedidae. Bases 1 to 513 code for a protein of 170 amino acids. The record is from RefSeq and is a predicted model, not a curated record. The transcript has a single exon.